Xyrichtys novacula (pearly razorfish) is the source of this 4287-nucleotide messenger RNA. The record is from the annotation of a GenBank genome assembly. NCBI's taxonomy places the organism in Eukaryota, Metazoa, Chordata, Actinopteri, Labriformes, Labridae.
AUGGCUUCACUCGGCCAAAUUAUCUUCUACAGGUACAGUACCAAAGUUUGAGUGUGUCUUCUACUGAUGGCAAUGAAAUUAUGAAAACAUUCAGCAGUUUUCAGCGGUCUUCAGUCCUUGAGUAUCAUCCUUAAGGAAAGAAGAAUAAUAGACUUAUUUGUAUGAGAUUCUUUACAAAAGGUUUUUUAAAUUUUCCCAAAGUCUUGUUGUGUAUUGAAACUCCUUUCUUUUAUUUUGUCAGAGGCAAAUAUUGAACUCUGACACCUUUUUUGACUGCAACUAAUAGGUCUAAAGAAAAUGGAUUAGAUUGCUAGUAGUUUGAUUCUUUACAAACAAGCAAAAGAGAAAAAAAAAAAAAUUGUCUGUAUGAAUUAAAGACUUCAUCCGAUAGCUGUUGUAAGCAACUGUAAAAAAGUGUUUUUUCCAAAAAUACGAAACCAUAUGACAUAAAAGUUGUAAAGUCCUGAUUGAACUUAAUUAUAUAAGUGUAUAUGAUUGAAAUUAUACAUCAUAAAUAUAUGAACCAGGUUGUAAAUGAAUUUAUUUUGUUUCAAAAAUUUACAUUUUUGAAUUAGUGUGCUUGUGGUGUUUGAUGCUUUUGUAGCCAGUCUCAAGUGGACACUUAGGGAACUGCAGCUUUUAGCAAUUCUGCAUCAGCUUCAGUUCUUAAGAUUGGUUGCCACUUUUCAUGCGUUACAUUACAGUAGGAUGUAAUGUGGUACAGUACACAACAGUGUGAUUAUAUGAGAUAUGAUAAGAUGGAAAAUAACAUGAGACAACACAGUGUUACAUUGCAGUGUAAUGUCAUACUAUAUUAUACAAGAUUUUAUACGACAUGAUAUGAUAUGAUCUGUAUGAAACACCAAGUUAUGAUAAAAUACAAUAUGAUGCAAUACAAUAUGACAUAAAAAGUCCCCAUAUCAUACAUUAUUAUACCGUAUACAAAAAUACAAUAUCAUGAAAAAGUAAUAUAAAAAGACAGGUCUGAACAAACAUCCCCAUGGAUAGCGUGCCAAAGUCUGACUGUGGGCGGCCGACAACAACAACAUUUUUGUGAAUCACCUGUGUAACUACAGUUGACAGUUGACUUACUGUGUGGCCUUUUUUUAUUGCUGAGCUGCUGGCAUUGCUUUUAUUUUUCAAACGUAUUUUGCCGAUUGCAUAUUUGUACCAUUUGUAAGAGUUAAAAGCGAAACUGAAAACCUGCUUCUUUUGGAUUACUGCCCUGAAACUUUGACUCAUGUUAUGAAAUGCAUACCGCCUUACCCUGCGUGCCAGUCAGGAAUGUGCCUACUUUCAUGAACUGCCUGUGUUUGUGUUUCUUUUUAUGCAGCAUGAUCGUCCUGAUCGUCUUAUUCUCAGUUCUCAUCAUCCUCCUCCUAGCCCUGGCUUUCUCAGGUGAGAUCUGUUUACCUUCGUAAGAACCUGUUAUCCUUGGUGAUAGGCCUUGAGGCCACACGUGGGUGUGUUCAGCACUUAAUGUUUGUCCAAACUCAAAAGGUGUUAGACAAGAAGUCUAACGCCAAGAAAUUAGACUUGUGUUUGACAAGAAGUCACCAGGUGUUUUAAGGAAUGUUUUUGUGUGUUAGCAUGUGUAAUUAUACAUGAAAUUAAACAAGGGACCAUGCCAAGAAACUGUUCAAUAGAGGUUUCUGGGAACUUUGGACAAGGACAAAAAAAUGGCAUGUUCCUAAGAAUAUUAGAGCCAUAAACUCCUGAUAUGAUCUGAAACAUAUCAUGAGUUCAUGAGGCUUAUGUUCUUCACCACAUAAUAAAGAGCUAUUCAGCUGGCCUGUAAAGUGUUUUAAGUCAAGUGUCUUCAUCCUACAGGCUCCUCCUCUGAGGUGUCAAGCACCAAUACGUUACCCAUAGCUAACCUCAGUGACGACAUCAUCCUCAGCUGCUACUUGAACGUCAAACUUGAACUGGCCAAACUGAGAGAGGUGUCGGUCACCUGGGAGAAGAAGGAUCUGAAAGGGCUUGUUCAUCAUUAUCACGAUGGGGCUGAUGAUCUUCUAGACCAGGACCCCCAGUUCAAAGGGAGGACUCAGGUGUUUCCAGAGGCUUUGGGCAAAGGGAAUGCAUCACUGCUGCUGAGGGAUGUGAAAAAAAGAGACGCGGGAGAGUACACCUGCAAGAUCAGCUCCUCUGAAGGCAAAGGGACGGUUGACAUCAAUCUCAGAACAGCAGGUGGGAGGAUUGAUCUUACUAUUGUCAAGGGGGUUUAACCAAUCACAAUCAAGUAUGUAACACAUCCAGGUAUGGAUAAUUGGAAAUAAUAAUGUCAGUGGUUUGGAGAACAUUUCUCAGGUGCUGUUGUGACACUCAGUCUUUACCAUAGACUGUAUAUAUUAUGGACAAGGUGGUUCUGCCUUCUGCCAGUAAACAGAUUUGAAGCCGAAAAGCUCUCGGUAUUGCUCUCGGUAUUUUUCUCCAUUUCCUGAAACCAACAUUGCGCUGUAGCGUUGUACACAUUCGGCGGGAGAGUCGCCGAAAGUCACUGCGAUGGCGCUUGGCUCAAACAGCAUAUCCCUCGGGUGAGCUACAUAAUCCUUGUACGCCCGUAGGCUGUAUCAAGUGUCAAUCAUAGAAAACAUGAACCCCCUAAUAACUUUUAAAAAUGGAGCUGUACAGAAAACAGAGGACUUGAGCACAAACCAGUCUCACAAUAACUAUAUGUCAACAUCACAAGCGGGGGGAAGAAAAAAUUAUAUUCUGUGUAAUAAAUUUCUAAAGUUUCUUCACAGCCCCAUAAGAAUGGGUGGCGGAGGCGGGAUUUAUGACCUAUACUGCAGCCUGUCACCAGGAGGUGCUGUUCUUGGGGUGGCUUCACCCAGCGAGGAGGCAGACGGCGUCCAUUCUAUAUACAGUCUAUGGUCUUCACCAAUUUAUUUCACUGUUUUAUUACAUUACAUUUCAUUUAUUGGACCUUUACAAAUAAGUUAAGAGCUAUCUUUGAACCAUUAUGCCAUGACUUUAUGACUCAUACUUGCCACUUCUGUUUUCUCAGCCUUCAGUGCCCCCAAGUUCACGGUCAUAAAGGGCAUUCUGUUCGCUGUGGCUAACAGGUGGUUCCCUAAACCGAAUGUCACAUGGUCGGACGAAGCUGGGAACACUCUAAAAGGAAGUUCGAGCUUUGUACAAAACUCUGCAGGGAUUUACAGAGUGGCUAGCAGUCUGCAGCCAAUCAACAUCAGUGACACCUACGUCUGCAGGAUUGAAAAUGAGCUGGUGAGCGCUGUCUCAAAGGCAACUGUAUCAGGUAGGGUUUUAAAACCUAACCUAUGUUAUUACGAGGAGAAUAAAGAAUUUAAAAAAAAAUGUUUUUUGUUAAUUUUCAUGGAACUCACUUCCAGUAUGAUCCCAGAUAAGGAGGGGACUACUUUAUGUGGUAAGGCUGUGCUGUUUAACAUCAGUAAAUUUCAUAUCCUUGUGCUUUUGACAGAGACUGAGAUUUUUGAAAGGACAUACAUAACCUUCAACACUGCAUCAUCCCUGUUGGCAUCCAUUCACCUGAGCACUCUCACCAUGAUUCUCUACGUUUGUAACCUAACUUAGAUAUACAAAACUCUGUGUGUAUGAAUUAACAUUUCACGUAAGUAGUAGAAAUGAUUAAGAAUCAAGAAUGUAUUUUACAUGCAUGGAAAGUAAGGGGCUUUUUCCAUGUAGAAACAUUUUAUUCUGUAUUUAUAAUGUCUUUGUCAACUUUAGCCUCUUCUUUGCACUUCCUCAGGUGUUGAUGUUUGUGUCACCCGAAAUGUAAUGGUUCCAUCUAGAUUGCUUUCUAGGAAAUUAAUUACUGUUUUUCCGUCUUUUAUGUCUGCAUAUAGAAAAACCAAUACACAAAAAUGGAAAAUGCACAUGUGAUACAUUUUUAGAUUAUACUUAAGUUAAGCAUAUCAGUGACUCAGACACAUUAAAACAAACAAACAAAAACUACUAAAUUCGUCUUUGUAUCUCUGACUUAAUAGUUGUGCAGACAAGAAAAUGCAUUGAAAUACUUAUUAAAAAGAAAUAAAAACAUAUACACUGCAAGUAAUAAUUGCAACUGUGUGACACAUUCUUCAUUUUUAGGGGAAUAAAACAAAAUGUGAAUGCAAUACUUUCAAGAAAAUUAGAGUUUAUCUUCACAACUACAAUAGCUAUAUUUCUUGUAAACCAGAAUGCAGAAAAUAAACUGGUUUGCCCCCCUGACUGCCACUUAAAAAAUGUUCUUGCAUCUUGCCAAUACCCUGUUUUUGUCUCCUACCAGUAGAUGGGGACAGUCAAAUCCCAGACUGGUACUAA